Triticum urartu is the source of this 1989-nucleotide messenger RNA. RefSeq lists its product as uncharacterized. Lineage: Eukaryota; Viridiplantae; Streptophyta; Magnoliopsida; Poales; Poaceae. The record is from RefSeq and is a predicted model, not a curated record.
UCCGCCCCGAUCUUAGAAACCCUACCUGCUUUAUUUUCCCCUUCCUUCCCCUAAAGAACAGAGCGGCGGCGGCGGCGGCGAGUUAGACUGAGAGAAGAGGCCGGGGAAGUUGAUACGGAGAUGGGGCCCCGACUACCAAGUUCGCCGGCUUUCGCAGUGAUGCGGAAAAGAGCAAGCAGCGGCUUAACGGCCUAUCUGAUUGCGAGGCAGGAGAUACAGAGGAAGAUGGACGAGUUGGCCGAGUAGGAGCUUGGGCCGGAUGGCAAGGAGAGGUUCCUUGCCACUCUACUCUCCCAAGACAAGAUGAGGUCGAUGGAGGAGAUGAUCGCCGAUUCGGCGCGCAACAUCUUCCAAGAAUUUUUUUCAUAUGUUACACCAAUCGCCGAUGGAAGAGGAAGAGGAAGAGGAAGAGGAGCUGGAGCUGGAGGAGGAGGAGGAGGAGGAGGAAGAUGAGGAGGUAGAAGAAGAAGAAGAAGAGGAGGAGGAUGAAGAGGAAUUGGAGGAGGAGGAAGACGACGAGGAAUUACGCAUGACUGUUCAGGUAUCCUUCUUGUGCGACCAGAUCGGCGACCUGGUACUAGAACUUCUGAAGAUGGUUCCAGAUGAAGAGCCGGGAAAUCAAUUGCUGUCCUCGGUCACAAGGCUAAAUAGAUUGCAGUGGAUCACAGACAGCAUCAACAAUUUCGUCUCAGAAAUUCAGGUGAGGGUGUCGAGGGAACAAAUGAUAGAGAGAACACGCAAAGAGAAAGAGGAACAGAAGAGAUUCCUCCAACAGGGCCAGGAGGUGAGGACCUCGGAGAAGAAACAGGAGCAGGAGAGGACCUUGGAGGAGAGGGAAAUCAACGGACAAGUGAUGGUCGCCGGAGGCAGAUUAGUCACUAUGGCAACGGACAGGGGCUUGGAGGGUGAAGCGGUGAUCAGCGAGGCCGCAGCCGCAGCCGCGGAGUACAAGGAGGAGGCUUUUGCUCGCUUCCGUAGGGCCUGGGAGUGUCGCCAAGGUGCCAACAGCUUCGAAGACCUCACUUUGUUGAGUCCCAUGCUCUUUACACACUGUACACCGGGAUUCAAGCCAGUAGACGCUGUCCUCCCAAGGACUAUGCAGAUCUGUUCUAUCAAAGUUACUGACUUGAAAUACUUUAAAUGGCCACUGCAAGUAUAUGGUGUGGUUGCCGCCCGAGAUGCUGUGGAUGGGCGUCGCAACCCCAUCUUCCUUUGUCCAAGGGAUGACUGCCAAAUCCUCAAUGAAGCGAAUCCUUUUUUGCAUUUGACCGGCCCAAUUCGUGCAAUUGUGUCUGAGGAGCCCGUUGACAUUGAAAUCCAGUUAAUAAUAAAGGGCAAAACGGCGUCUGAAGACAGAGCAUUGGUGAGGGAUGCCUUUUUAUACGAUGGUGAUGUCGGUCAUUCUCGUGACGGUUUCCGAACUAGCAUUAUUGAAAAAACCUUUUGCACACUAGAGUUAUGUUCUCAGCAACUUAAACGUUCGGUUCAAGCCACUAUCUUUGGUGUUCAUGUUGUUGAUGAGAAGUUAACACCUUUUCAAUAUGGAGUCCGAGUUGUUUGCUACACAUUUUCUGAGCGUGAGAUUGAAGAAGUCAAUGUGUCCAAGUCAAGGAAAAUUGUAUUGCUUGAUUCAAAAGCUAGAAGAAAGUGUGCAGUUAAAGGUGGUUAUCUAAAUCUGUCAAGGCAAAUUCUAUCCGUAGAAUUUGGCGGAAAGCUAGAAGUUCUUAUUCAAGCAUACACACCGACUGGAGACAUCGCUGCACAAGGACUUGUAUUUGUGGUACCCAAAACAUACAACACAAGUCAACAUGUAUGUGAGCUUGGCGGCUUCAAGGUGGAGUUUACCAUUGCUUGGUCCCUCCUUGUUGAAGAUGAGGAGCAUAUCUUGAUGAAUGGAUGUGUGGAUCCUUUGGCAUCGUGUCCACCUAUGAACCCCUCUUUUUUCAACGAGGGGCUAUCUUCUUCCAAUGGUGGUUUGUUGAUGUAAGU